GUAGAAGAGAACUAGAAUUUUGAAGGUUGUUUUGUGUUGCCCUACCAAUUCACAAACUUUCACCUACACAUCGAACAUUUAUAAUUCCUUUUAGCUGCCCUCAAACACAAAAAUGGCGUAUUUCUGCAGAAGCUUAAUUGGAGCUAACAGUCUGGUGAAAACAUCAGUAUGCCGGUUUCCAGUGUACCAGAUUCGACCCGUUACGAUGAGGGUAAUCCAAGUACAACCUCCAGUCACAGAAUCUCACGAUCAGAAGAACAUGCGGCUCAAGCGGCCGAUGUCCCCCCACCUCCUCAUCUACAAACCGCAACUUACCUCCAUGUUGUCCAUCACUCAUCGGAUCACCGGCGUGGCACUGUCUGUUUACGCUCUUGGCUUUGCCGCAUUCUCGCUGUCGCCCGGUAGCUUCCCUCACAUGGUGGAGGCGAUACAAGCUAUGCACAUUGCUGCGCCUGUCGUCUUCACUUCUAAACUUAUACUUUCACUUCCAGUCUCCUACCACUUGUGCAACGGCAUCAGACAUCUGGUGUGGGACUUCGGUAAAGCGUUGACCAUCAAGGACGUUUACACGACCGGAUACAUCCUGUGUGCCGCUACAGCUGUUCUGACCGUAGUCUUCGCAUCCAUGUAAACAAGAGCCAAGAGAACUUGAAAUGUACAGUAUUGCCUCAUGAUCUGUUGUAAAUAAGCUGCUGCAAUAUUUAUUAAGCAAUGUUUGUGUUAGCGCCUCUCGGCAAUAAUGUUAAUAAAUCACUGUGAAAACCUCUCUGUGUCUCUAAUCUUUUCACUGAUAAGAUUUGGUGUCAUUAGGGUGUGUACUGAUAUGUUUUGGAUUGGAUGUUCAAUUAAAGCCAAAGUAACAGUU
Macrosteles quadrilineatus (aster leafhopper) is the source of this 865-nucleotide messenger RNA. Its product is annotated as succinate dehydrogenase cytochrome b560 subunit, mitochondrial-like. Bases 113 to 631 code for a protein of 172 amino acids. The record is from RefSeq and is a predicted model, not a curated record. The transcript has 6 exons. Gene Ontology annotation, molecular function: succinate dehydrogenase activity; electron transfer activity. Gene Ontology annotation, cellular component: membrane. Gene Ontology annotation, biological process: mitochondrial electron transport, succinate to ubiquinone; tricarboxylic acid cycle. Lineage: Eukaryota; Metazoa; Arthropoda; Insecta; Hemiptera; Cicadellidae.